GUGUCUGCACGAUAAAGGGAGCAACAAAUAAAAUUACAAAAUUGUGAUCGUCGUGUGAACUCUGGUGUCGCAGCUCUCCAUGCUCUUCACUCCGUGUUGUUUAGCUGAUUUAAGGCCUGAGCCAGCCAUAAUAACAGCAAGAUAUCCAAGUUUUGCUCGUACUGGACCUGUCAUCAGCAGCAAGAAUCUCAGUAUCAUCACUCGGAUAAACAGCAUCCCGUUUGAUUGCAGAAACUUCCGAUGAUCGAGUUACGGACCUCUUUUUCCCCUUUCUAAAAAUGUUCUCGUGUACACCCAUCUGAGUGAGACGCCCUUUUUCUGUCCUGCCUGGUGUAACAUUCAACUCUUCUGUGGAUGGAUGCCUGGCCGUAUUUCCCAGGCUUAAAGAUUUGUAGCUGCUAUACAUUAAACAUGAACAAUUCACGCCAGUUUGGGGGUAGUCCGUAUAGCAACAAUAACUCGGAAAUUAUGUGCCGGAUUUGUCAUGAGGGAGAGAGCAAAGAAGAACUCUUUUCUUUCUGCAAAUGCUCUGGAACUGUUGCUAUGGCUCACAGGUCUUGUCUAGAGAAAUGGCUGUCAACUGCCAACUCGUCAGCUUGUGAAAUAUGUAAAUUCAAUUUUCAAACCUCACGAAGGCCAAGACCCAUCCUUGAUUGGUUUCGUAACACAGAGUCAUCUCAAGACACAAAUAAUUUGAUUGGAGACUUGGUGUGCUUCAUUGUUCUCAGUCCUCUUACAAUUGUCUCCUGUUACCUCUGUGUGGUUGGGGCUUCCCAUUAUAUGGUGAAGAGAGGUGUCAGUUGGGAAGCAUCAGGCUUGAUUGUUCUUUCAGUGAUCCUAGCAACUGUCUACUGUGUCUGGCUUGGAGCCACCAUCAGACAUCACGUUCGCACAAUGAAAAAAUGGCAAGAGAGUCACCAGUCUGUUGAAUUGAUUUCAGUCAGGACCACAAUGAUUAAUUUGGAAGAAAACAACAAUGACUGCCCUCCAAUCAACCUUCAGCAGUCAAUGUAGCAGGAACAUAUUUUUAAAAAUGAAGAAUCUACCUCAUGCAUAAUCUCUUUAAUACCCUACAAGCCAAAUCGUUUCGUCUCACUCAAACUGCCUUACAACCUUGCCCAAAUUUUAAUUACAUUUUAUUGUGGUAAUAAUAUUAUGCCAGAUGUUUGUACAUAUAUUAUGUUCCCUUGAUUUUCAGUUGUGUUCCUGUCAAUACUCUAAAACAAGUUACAGGUCACUAUUUGUUUAUUUUGUAUUGAUAAAACAAAAGAUAUACACGCGUUCCUCCAGA
Daphnia pulex (common water flea) is the source of this 1291-nucleotide messenger RNA. RefSeq names its product E3 ubiquitin-protein ligase MARCHF3-like. Gene Ontology annotation, molecular function: ubiquitin-protein transferase activity; zinc ion binding. Gene Ontology annotation, biological process: protein ubiquitination. The transcript is spliced from 7 exons. Bases 355 to 1014 code for a protein of 219 amino acids. The record is from RefSeq and is a predicted model, not a curated record. Lineage: Eukaryota; Metazoa; Arthropoda; Branchiopoda; Diplostraca; Daphniidae.